CAAUCCCACAGCUCGGAGUGGGUCGGACACAAGACCUGGCUGUCUCCGCGAGCGUUAGUCACAAGCUCACACGCCAACCCGGAUCCAGAAAGGGCCCCUUACGUGGCAAAAUCCCCUCCUCUGCCCAGACCAGGGUCUCUUCCCCAGGCCUCAGGAGAGAUGCAGCCACUGGGAGCACUGCUAGCUGGCAGAAACAUGCUUCACAACUCCAGCCACAGGGAAGGCAUGGUCCAUGCUCCAGACGCGCAGGCUCAGCAAUUGUGGCUCACGGGCCUAGCCGCUCCGCGGCACGCGGGAUCCUCCCAGACCAGGGCUCGAACCCGUGUCCCCUGCAUUGGCAGGCAGAUUCCCAACCACUGCGCCACCAGGGAAGCCCAUAAGACCCGGAGGGAGCAGGACAGGGACAGGGAAGGGGUGGGGGCAGGGGGAGCCCUGGCCCGUACCUCCUCCCCAUUCCCCCCUGAGCUUCCAGGGGCCUUGGGCAGCAAUAUUCCUGUCUACUGUGCCCUCCUGGCCUCCGUGGUCCUCGGUCUGCUUGCCUACGUGGCCUUCAAGUGCUGGUGCUCACGUAAACAAAGACAGCAGCUGGCCAAAGCUCGGACUGCAGAGCUGGGGGCCUUCAACAGGGACCAGAUGCAUGGGGAUAGCAGUGUCUUCCAGGACUCUCCGAGCAGCCUGGAGCCCUGUGUCCCCAGCCAGGGGCCACAUCCUGAAGAACUUGGCUGCCGGCUUUACCUCCAUCUCCCUCGGCAGCAGCAGGAGGAAGUGGAACAGCUCCUGGAGGCGUCGGGUGAACCUGACAAAGGCUGGCGGGGCCUGGCGGGCCACCUGGGCUACCAGGCUGAGGCAGUGGAGACCAUGGCUCAGAGCCAGGUGCCAGCCUACACCCUGCUGAGGUACUGGGCUGUCCAAGAAGGCAGCGGUGCCACCCUCAGGGUGCUAGCAGAUGCGCUGGCUGUCCUGGGCCGUGAAGAUGUGGUCCGGGCCCUGGGCCCACUGGCUGAGGACUGCUCCGUGGUGUGACGCUCCAGAGCCUAGCCUCUCAGGGAACCUGCUCUGGUGCUCCCACCACCCCCAGCUCAUACACCUUCCCUUUCACGGGCUUCCUGGCAUUGGUGACCUCGGCCUGCUGUUCUGGGGGGACAGGGAAGAUCCAGGCACCACUCACCUCCCCUCGCCCUACACUCCUCCAGGACAGGGACCAGGAUGUCACGGGGAGGGGUUGAUAGUGAGGAGCAGUCCUGCCCUCCUGAUCCCCACUCCACCUCCCCUUACUUAGCCUCAACUGUUUUUUCUACUUUUGUAUCCCAUAUUAAAGGCAACUUUGGACUAUU
Molecule: messenger RNA, 1334 nt
Organism: Balaenoptera ricei (Rice's whale)
Lineage: Eukaryota; Metazoa; Chordata; Mammalia; Artiodactyla; Balaenopteridae
Product: death domain-containing membrane protein NRADD-like
Biological process (GO): Rho protein signal transduction
Cellular component (GO): cell surface; plasma membrane
Molecular function (GO): nerve growth factor binding; coreceptor activity; death receptor activity
Source: RefSeq, a predicted model, not a curated record